AUUUUUAAUUAGCCUGCAACCUAUAUAUAAUUUGGCUAUAUAAAAAAAAUAUUCUCAGGAUUUUAAUCAUGAUAAAUAAUAUGAAGAUCGUUCAAAUAUUAUAAGUUGAAUUCGCGGAUUAUAUUAUUUUUUAUAUUUAUAUAUAUUCCGAUUUCCGACCAUGACUCGGUUGUUGUAUGGCAAAACGGACAGUUAUCAAGUCAAUAAGUUACCGCACACCCAUACCCCAUCCUACAAUACUAUGACGGAUAAUUUCCGCGACGCCUCCGACACUUUUCAGAAUCCCGCCCUGAAUAACGCAAUCAAUAGCACCCUCAACAAUGUCGUCACAAACACUAAUUAUAACCCGAGUUCCAACAACGUCAACGCAUCACCUCUGCCCAUCACUACCUUCAACAAAAACGGACCUGGCAUCAAUAAUAAUUCUACAUUCAACAAUACGAACAAAGCCCUGAUAAGUAAAUCACCCAGCUAUAACCCUCCACCCCAAAGUCUUAACAUGCAAAAUACGGGUCCUGGUAUGCAGACCAGUUCGAGUAAUGUUAAGCGCGUCAAACAGGUCCAAAAAAGUGGCGGGUGUUGGCCAUGGUCUAAAAAGGAGAACCCCGAACUUGCUCAUCUUAAACAGGAGUUAGAUAUGGACGAACAUAUCAUUCCACUGCCAGAAUUAUAUCACAGAUUCGGUGUUGAUCCCAUAAAAGGUUACUCGAUAGCCCAAGCGAAAGAGAUAUUCGCUCGAGACGGUCCUAAUACUCUUACCCCUCCGCGCAAGACUCCGGAGUGGGUCAAAUUUUGCAAUCAAUUAUUCGGAGGGUUUUCCAUGCUUCUUUGGGCCGGUGCUAUCCUGUGUUUCGUGGCUUACGGUAUUCAAGCUGCCACUUACAGGAAUUUUUCCAAAGACAACCUCUAUCUGGGUAUCGUUUUAACGACCGUUGUUGUUAUAACAGGUUGCUUUUCAUAUUAUCAAGAAGCCAAAAGUUCGAAAAUUAUGGAAUCUUUCGGGAAGAUGAUACCUCAACAAGCAGUGGUGUUGAGAGAAGGCAAGAAGAUGGAUAUCAAAGCGGAAGAUGUAGUAUUAGGAGACAUUGUCGAAGUUAAAUUUGGUGACAGAAUACCUGCCGAUAUUCGUGUCAUCAAAUCGCAAGGAUUUAAGGUCGAUAACUCCUCAUUAACGGGUGAGUCAGAGCCGCAAUCAAGGGGCCCAGAAAAUACUAGUGCCAACCCUUUGGAAACCAGAAAUUUGGGUUUCUUUUCUACUAACGCUGUUGAAGGAACGUGCACUGGUAUAGUUGUCAACACCGGUGAUCGAACCGUUAUGGGUCGUAUCGCUAACCUAGCAUCCGGAAUAGAGGUAGGGGAAACUCCAAUUCACAAAGAAAUAAAUCGUUUUAUCCAUCUGAUAACUGCGGUUGCUAUAUUUUUAGGAGUUACUUUCUUCAUUAUAGCCCUCAUUUUACAUUACACCUGGCUCGACGCUGUUAUUUUUCUGAUCGGGAUCAUAGUGGCCAAUGUGCCGGAAGGCCUUCUGGCUACCGUUACGGUCUGCCUAACGCUCACCGCCAAAAGAAUGGCUUCCAAAAAUUGUUUGGUUAAAAACUUAGAAGCUGUUGAAACAUUGGGUUCCACCUCCACAAUUUGUUCCGAUAAAACUGGCACGCUUACACAAAAUAGAAUGACCGUAGCUCACAUGUGGUUUGAUAACAAGAUAUGGGAAGCUGAUACUUCAGAAGAUCAAUCAUCUUCUUCAAUGCAGAAAGACCAACCCUCUUGGUUGGCUCUUGCGAGAGUGGCGUCUUUAUGUAAUAGAGCUAGCUUCAAGCAGAAUCAAGAAAAUUUACCAGUUUUAAAAAGGGAAUGCUUAGGUGACGCAUCCGAAUCGGCUCUGUUGAAAUGCGUUGAAUUGUCAUUUGGCGAUGUUGAAAUGACCAGAGCCAAGAAUAGAAAAGUGGCCGAAAUUCCUUUCAACUCCACCAAUAAAUAUCAAGUAUCUAUUCACGAAAUUGAAAACGAAUCCAGAUAUCUGCUUGUCAUGAAGGGAGCUCCCGAGAGGAUAUUCGAUCGUUGCUCCACCAUUAUGAUUCAAGGGGAAGAAAGGCCGAUAGACGACAGCGAGAAAGAAGCCUUCAACCAAGCUUAUCUAGAACUCGGCGGGAUGGGUGAAAGGGUUUUAGGGUUUUGCGAUCACUUCCUCGGCACUGACGCAUUUCCGAGAGGUUUCAAGUUCGAUACGGAUGAAGCUAACUUUCCUCUCGAAGGUUUAAGGUUCAUAGGUCUCAUUGCGAUGAUAGAUCCACCCAGAGCGGCCGUACCAGAUGCCGUGGCUAAGUGUCGGAGCGCUGGCAUAAAGGUUAUUAUGGUGACCGGUGAUCAUCCUAUAACGGCUAAAGCAAUCGCCAAAAGUGUGGGCAUCAUUUCAGAAGGUAGCGAGACGGUUGAAGAUAUCGCCUCUAGGCUGAAUAUUCCAAUCGAAGCUGUAAAUCCUAAAGAUGCAAAGGCAUGCGUAAUUCACGGUGGAGAACUCAAAGAGAUGUCCCAGGGAAAAUUAGACGCUGUUUUAAGGGAUCAUCCCGAAAUGGUAUUUGCCCGCACGUCCCCUCAACAAAAGCUUAUAAUAGUGGAGGGUUGUCAAAGACAAGGAGCUAUAGUAGCUGUUACAGGGGACGGGGUCAACGAUUCUCCGGCUCUCAAACAAGCCGAUAUUGGUGUAGCUAUGGGUAUUGCUGGAAGCGACGUAAGUAAACAAGCUGCCGAUAUGAUUUUGUUGGACGACAAUUUUGCCUCCAUAGUGACAGGAGUUGAAGAAGGUCGAUUGAUAUUUGACAAUUUGAAAAAGUCGAUAGCCUAUACCUUGACUAGCAAUAUACCCGAAAUAAGUCCCUUCUUGAUUUUCAUCUUGGCAAAUAUUCCACUUCCACUAGGAACCGUUACUAUUUUAUGUAUCGAUUUGGGAACCGAUAUGGUGCCAGCUAUUUCUUUGGCCUACGAAAAAGCUGAAAGCGAUAUUAUGAAGAGAAGGCCUAGAAAUCCCAAAUACGAUAAAUUAGUCAAUGAUAGACUUAUAAGCCUAGCCUACGGACAGAUAGGCAUGAUACAGGCGGCGGCUGGCUUUUUCAUCUAUUUCAUCAUAAUGGCUGAGAACGGAUUUUUACCUAACAUGUUAGUAGGACUUAGGGUACCUUGGGAUUCCGAAUCCGUUAACGAUUUGAAGGAUUCAUACGGACAAGAAUGGACAUACCACAACCGUAAGAUAUUAGAAUACACUUGCCACACUGCCUUUUUUGUAACCAUAGUUGUAGUCCAAUGGGCUGAUUUGAUUAUUUGCAAAACCCGAAGAAAUUCAAUCGUUCAUCAAGGGAUGAGAAAUAUGGUUUUGAAUUUCGCUCUUGUUUUCGAAACGGUCCUCGCUGCUGCAUUAUGUUAUACACCUGGAUUGGAUAAAGGGUUGAGGAUGUAUCCUAUUAAAUUUUUAUGGUGGCUGCCAGGUAUACCUUUUAGCAUACUGAUAUUUGUUUACGACGAAAUUAGAAAGUACAUUAUCAGGCACAAUCCAGGGGGAUGGGUCGAAAGAGAAACCUAUUACUAAUCAAAUUUACACACCAAAAAUUAAAUAGUCAAUUUUAUAUAUAUUUAUAUGUGUCUCGAAGAUCGAAAUAUGAUUGAGUGGUAAAUGAAUUCUAUAUUUUAUCAAAACAACACUUUUUUUAAAUUAUGUUUAUAAUUACUUUUCUGCAUACGGUCUUGUUUGUCCUUUAAAACAAGAUAUCAUAAACGUGUAAAUAUUAUAUUAUUUUUUUCGUAUUUUAAAUUCACAUCUAUCGAAUCUAGUUCAGUUUUCGUCAUAAUUCUUCUUCCUUUUUUAAAAAAAACUCUAAAUAGCUUUUGCUUCAAAAAAGUAUAAUAACCAAAAAAAUAUUAUUUUAAAAAUAAUUGGUCGAUCUUUGUAUUAAUGCUUUUCAUUUCCCCUUUUUAAAAAAAAUAUUUUGUUAGCAUUAUUCCUUUUUUAAAAAAAUUAUUAAAUAAUUUAGGGAAAAAAAAUGAUUAUCAAAAUACCAUUGGCGCUAUUAUUCCAAAAAUUACAAAUUUAUAUUUAAAAUGAAAUAAUCAUCUCAUAUAAAUUAUUCGCCUUUUUUAAAAUUUUUUACACCUUGUUUUGGUUAAUUUAUAUAUUCUUUUUUUAAACCAAAUUAUAAUUACUUUUAAAUGCAUUUUUUUUUAAAAUUCAAUAUUAUUAUAAUGCCGGAUGUUGGAAUACAUUCUUUCGGGGUAAGUCAUUUUUAUAUAAAAUAUGACUAUUUUUUUCUGCACUUUGUUUUUUAUAUUGAUGAGUUUGAUGUGAAAUGUGAAUUAGGUUAGUCUACUACUGUAUAUAUGGUUAGGGAUAUCGUGGCUAAAUCUGAUUGAGCGUAGAUAAUUUUUUUUUAAAUUGUUCGAAUUAAGAUCAUGAUCAUUAUAUAAUAUUUUUUUGAUAUAUUCUGGUAUUUUAGUGUUUAUUAUGUAUAUAUACCACAAAUUACUUUAAUUCAUUAUAACUAUUUUUGAAGUCACGAGAGGAAAAAAUAAUGUAUGAAUGAUAUCAUUCAUUUAAUUUAGUCAAUUAUG
Molecule: messenger RNA, 4599 nt
Organism: Gordionus sp. m RMFG-2023
Lineage: Eukaryota; Metazoa; Nematomorpha; Gordioida; Chordodea; Parachordodidae
Product: sodium/potassium-transporting ATPase subunit alpha-B-like
Exons: 22
Coding region: 161-3583 (1140 amino acids)
Biological process (GO): sodium ion export across plasma membrane; intracellular potassium ion homeostasis; intracellular sodium ion homeostasis
Cellular component (GO): plasma membrane
Molecular function (GO): P-type sodium:potassium-exchanging transporter activity; ATP binding; ATP hydrolysis activity
Source: RefSeq, a predicted model, not a curated record